AAUUCUUGGAGUGGACUCUCUUCCAAGUGCUUGUUCUGUUCAUAAUGUAAAAGGAUACCUGUGGCAAUUUGAAACCAAAUAUUAUACUGCUGAAAUAAAUUUAUAUGCUUUAGAAGAAAAGACUGCAUUAAAUAAAGAAUUCGUAGAUUCAAUUCGAGCCAUUAUUUUCUACUUUGACAGUCAAAAGUUUUCUAGCUUCGAAGAUGUCUUAAACUGGAUGCCAUUUUUAAGCGACAUUGAUUCAGAGGUUCAGCUGUUAGUAUGCAAUAACUGUUGUCAGGAAUCACAGGCAAGAAAAGACAUCAUGAAUUGGUGUGUUAAAAAUCAUUUUGAACUAAUUGAAUUAAAUCCAUCUGAUGAAAAUGAAGAUAAAGAUGAUAUGCUGAUCAAAGAUGUCAAAGGCUAUGAAAGAAUAAUUCAAGCAUUACAAUCUCAUACAUGGGCCAAUUUAAUUAUAAAAGGUAUCUCUCAAGAAGACAAUUCAAAGGAAGAGACAGAAAAUGUUCAGGCUGCAGGUGAUAGCAGAUCUGCUACUUGUGCACCUUCACAAGAAACGUCUAAAACAUCUAAGAAAAUAGAAGUUGAUAAUGAUGAAAUUUUAUUAGAAGAUAAAUUGGUUGCUGAUGUACUCAGUGGAGAAGAUCCAGGUGGUUCCUUUGAAGCACUCUUUUCAAGAUUUGCUAGCAUGAAAGACUACCACCAGUAGAUACCAGUAUGACUACAGAGCCUAUAGGAACAGGGAAAAGGUCCUUCCUGUCAUAGAGCUAAUGCAAUUCAGUUCUUCCUUUUCACUCAGAAACCUGACUACACUCGAAUGGUU
Messenger RNA from Stegodyphus dumicola, 820 nucleotides. RefSeq names its product alpha- and gamma-adaptin-binding protein p34. The record is from RefSeq and is a predicted model, not a curated record. Lineage: Eukaryota; Metazoa; Arthropoda; Arachnida; Araneae; Eresidae.